AUGAAAGAAAAGAGUUACGCUGAUGAGUUGAAAAUCCUUGAAAGUUUCAAAGAUACAAGAAAUGAAUGGUUUGUGAAAGUGGAUAAAAAGAAAAAGAGCAGAAAAGCAACUCCGAAAGUUCAAAUUGAGGAGGGUUCGUCAUCUCAGCCAAAGAAAAAGUGUCAAAAGAGAAGUGUUGAGACUAUGCUUGUUGACGAAUCUGAAGAAGAAGCUGAAGAUGAAGCUGAAGCUGAAACUGAGGUUCAUGUUGAAGGAGAUGCUCGUUUAUCUCCUAAUUGUGCAGAGUUUUUGAAAUCUAUUAAUGCUUAUAAUGCUGAAAAAGAAAAGGCAGCUGGUGAGGAAGAAGGUGACGAUGGAGAUAAAAGUUCUUCUAGUUCUGAAUCUGAAGUUGAUGAAACAGAGCGUAUGAGGAGAAUUCAAGCUGAAAUUGCAAAAGAAAAGCAGCUUAAAAGAAAGAGGAGAGAGGAGAAGGAUGAUGAUGUGUAUGUUCCAUCUCCUAAACAUGUGAUAGAAUCUCAGACACCUCCAUCUGGUGGUAGAAAAAGUCAACCACCAUCACCACCACCUGAAUCAUCACCACAUAAAUCUCCACCAAAACAACCUACACCACCACCAUCACCUCCACCACAUCUCUCACCAUUACAUCUUUCACCACUACAUCAAUCACCACCACAUCUAUCACCACUACACCAAACACCUAUUCAAGAACAACCUGUUCUUACUUCACAACAAAUUUUCCAAACACCGCCACUCACACAACCACCUAUCCAAACUACACCAGGUUCUUCUGGUUACAAAUCAUUUCCAAAUAUUCCAAAGGGUAUUACUCUUGAAGAAAUAGGUGAUUUCAACUUUGCAAGUGAUGUUCAAGUAAAGAGUUUGGAAAAGAAAGUUGAAGAAGUAUUGAUUGAAAACAAGAAGCUGGUUGAUCGUGAGAAAAAGCUUGAGAAGCAUGUUAAGUCUGUAGAAGCUGAAAAUUCUUCGCUGUCAAAGAAAAUUGAAGUUGAUCAGACAGAAAUUGAUAUUCUAAAAGUGAAAGUUGCAGAAUUAGAAGAAGAGAAAGCACGCCGAGAUGAGCAGAAUAAGUGA
Helianthus annuus (common sunflower) is the source of this 1089-nucleotide messenger RNA. Its product is annotated as WW domain-binding protein 11-like. The record is from RefSeq and is a predicted model, not a curated record. The transcript is spliced from 2 exons. NCBI's taxonomy places the organism in Eukaryota, Viridiplantae, Streptophyta, Magnoliopsida, Asterales, Asteraceae. Bases 1 to 1089 code for a protein of 362 amino acids.